Molecule: messenger RNA, 4971 nt
Organism: Moesziomyces antarcticus
Lineage: Eukaryota; Fungi; Basidiomycota; Ustilaginomycetes; Ustilaginales; Ustilaginaceae
Exons: 1
Coding region: 1-4971 (1656 amino acids)
Molecular function (GO): protein binding; guanyl-nucleotide exchange factor activity
Source: RefSeq, a predicted model, not a curated record
AUGUCGGCCUCGCAGGUGACACCGAAAGCCAACCCGGUCCAGUUGCCCGCCGAAAAGUCUCUUCCACCACCGCCUCCGUGUACCGACCACAGCGACAUCCAGCCCGGCCCUCCAUCAUCAGCGUUCCCGCACUACGCUUCCAACACCAUCAAGGCCCUUCCCGCACGACCCGCGCUCGCACGCAGUUUCACCGACCACGCGUCGUCCGAGUCCAAGCCUCUCAUCCAACACUCGGUCGCUCCUCUGGCUACCCGUUCCAAGUCGGCCGGCAACACUGCCUCCUUCCUCGACCUCGAUUCAGAAUCGCCCGAGGCUCAGUCCUUUCCGUCUAACGUCGAUAACGUCCAGCGAGGAGAAUCAGUCAGCCAAGCACCGAGCCAUCCAGAAGCCUCCCCGCAGCAGCCUUUCUAUUCGCCGGCCCUCAGCAUGUCGCAAUCGCCAAACCGCAGAUCUGCACAACUUGCUGGCACAACUACAGUCAUCACGUCCAGCUCCGAUCGUCGUGCACCGCGUCCAUCGCUUCCGGCACAAUGGAAGAGUGGCGCUCCCUUCGAAUCCAGUGCUGAUUUCGUGCCACCACGCUUCGCCGCCGCGGAUCCAGCUGCGCUCCCCGAGGCUGUCGGCUUCUCCACCCCAAACAGCUUCCACGACCACAGCGGUCAAUCGUCGCCUGCCAGCCAGAGACUCAGCUCGCAUCACACCUACUUUUCAUCCGACUACUCGCUCCGCAAUUCCGCCUCCACCCAUACCUCCAUCUGGACCGAGCCGAGCCUGGCUAGUGGCAACAACAGCCCUGCAUCCAGACAACACAUGCUCAAGGCCGAUGCUUCGCCAGCUUCAUUGCUACUUCGCAGUCACGCUGCCGCAGAGUCCACCGAGGAACUCGAGCUGGACGAGAGCAAGGUCGGUCUUGGCAUAACCUCGGAUGUCGAGCAUGACACCUCUAGCCGAAGGUCCAGCGCCGCUCUUGUUUCUCCUUCCCCGGUGCUUCCAGCUUCGGCGAAAGCAUUCCAAGGCCCUUUUUCGCACCACCGCGCUCCCUCCUGGACCAGGCGCUUGGACCUCGCUCCCUUGUCUGGAAUGCCGUCGAAUCAGCUCGAUCAGAUCCUCAACAUGCAGUCCAACGGAGGCGCGCGUGAACUCGGCCUCAGCGUGGGUGCUCACAUGCAAAGAGCGCUAAGCGAUGUCACGCCGGUAUCGGGGUCGAGCGCACAGAGUGGCGAUGCUGUCGCCAGCGCGCCUUCGUCCUCCUUGCUCGGACCCUCAAUCCCCCUGCGUCGCGACUCGCGCGUAAGGUGCUCGUCAGACUCCAUCAACUACCACCAUUCUACGCCUCCCAGGGCCUCGAGGCACUCUCCGUCGCUCUCCGUGUCGUCUUGCGCUUCCGUCUCGGGACGCUUCACGCCUGUGCUCACACCAGCUUCGAGUGGAUUCCUCGGCGGCGCCGACCUCAGCGCCCUGCAGAGCCCUCCUCGUUCCAGCUCAUUGCGCCACUCGCCUUCCGUGAGCUCUUUGCGCGGCUCGCCUUCUCUCGUACGCGAGCGCUCGCAGCGAACGCCACCCGCCCUCGCACCCAUCGUCAUGGGUCGAAGCUCCUCGCGUGCAGCUUUUGAUGGCGUUGCUGCACUCGACGAGGCUAGGAACCUAUCCGCUGCGGAUGCACACCAGACACUCGAUCCGGCGUCAGGGCGCGAAUCGCCCUCGAGUUCAUUCAGAGAGCCCUCUCUUCGCACUACGUCCGCCGCUUCGCGCACACGCAGGGCUUCCGACGUUUCCAUCAACAGCUUCCUUCAGAAUGCCGAGUUCAGCCACAUCGUCGGCGCGUACGCCAGUAGGAUGCGCUGGGAAGAAGGCCUCUACGACUUUGACGAGAGCGCCGAGACAGAAGGUGACGAGUCCAGGGCGGUCAAGACGGCCGAGGAAGGAAGCGCCACCAUCGUUCAAGGCCGUCAUCUCACCUUGGCGCAGAUCGAUGCCGAAACCGGACCCAACACUACGCAUCUCCUGCUCGGCGGCAAUGAUGCCGAGGGGCUCGCAGAGGUCCUCGAGCGCGUGCUGCCUCUUACCACCAAUCUUCUCGUGCUCGACCUCUCCAACUGCAAUCUGGAACGCCUUCCGGACGCGAUCGGCGCUUGCAUCGCGCUCGAGGAGCUCGACAUCUCGGGCAACGCCGUGGAGCACCUGCCCGACUGGAUUCUCAACCUCCGCGCUCUGAGGACGCUCUCUGCCGAUCGCAUCGGCCUCCACCACCUGCCAUCGAGCCUGAUCCAGCUGCAAGAACUGCAGCGACUCAGCCUCCGAAACAACGAGCUGGUUUUCCUCCCAAGCUGGCUGCACCGCAUGUCCAAGCUCAGCAACCUCUUUGUUGAGGGCAACCGUUUUGGUGGCCCCUGGCAAGACAUUGUGGCGCCCCUGCUCGGUGGCGGCACCGCUCGGAACGACAGUGCCGGCGAGGCUGUUCCACAGCAUCCCCAUGCAUCCAGCAACGGUGGUUGGUCCAGGCACGUGCGUCAACGCAGUUCCACCCAGAGUCCUUUGGGCGCAGUGCCCGAGCGUCCGCUCAUGAGCCGUCUGCGCAGCGCGAACGACCUCCAGACCAUGCUCAGCGGUCGACCCGGCGGGCAAGACUCGCCCAAGUCGAACCCUGACAUUUCAAGCAACGACAGCGGAUAUGUCAGUCCGGUCGAGGGUUUCGCCAGGCUUCCGACGACUGGGCGCGAGGAUCAAUACCGCCGACAAUCCAUCUCUGAGGAGCUUGAUCCAAGCGGCGCUGCGCAGACGCCCGGCAAGUGGGGCGGAUUCCUCAAGAAGAUCGGACGCAAGGCAUCGAGCCACAGGCUGGGCUCAGCAAAUCAAGAGGCGGAAACGACGAGCCCAAGCGAGAGCCGCUUCUCUUCGCCGAAGGCGAUGCGCAAGUCACUCAGGUCGUCCGGCAGCGUAGCGAGGCUCAAUUCGGCUUCGAGGAGCAGUGCGGCACAGCAGAUGACCGCAUCGCAAUCGGAGCCCUUGUCGCCGACGAUCGCACUCAGCUCGCUCAGCCUGGCAGCAGCUGUCGCAGAUGACGCCGCCGUCGGCCAUGCACCCAUGACGCCGCUCGAGGUUGAAGCGCCGAGCAAGCCUUCCUCGCCUGUCUCUCCGCCCUCGUCGGCUCUGCUGCAGCCCAUUUCGCUCGACGCUGAAGCCAAGAAGGCGAGGCGUCGCAGUUUCCUGCCGGUGCAUGCAUUCGCAUCAGCUGCCGCUGGUGUUUCAUCACCUCUGGCACCAGCAUUCGCUUCUGCAGCGGCCGGCACAGCUGAGGAAGAGAUGGACGAGGAGAGCCUCUCGAGACAUCGGAACCGACUGCGUGCGCUGAUGCACUACUUGCGCGACCUCGACGACCUGACGGCAGUGCGUACCGAGGCAGCCUCUUACGUCGGGCCUAGCAAGAGCACGCUCUCGCACCUGCGAGACGGAGAGAGCCUGUCGCGCACGGCGAGCAUGCACCGCGCCGAGUCGAGCAACCCGUCGACCAAGUCGCGCGACUCGGGAGGCGAGUAUGUGGCGAGCACAGCUGCCAGCUCGAUCUCGGAAGGUGCAUCGAGCGAGCCGACGCGGUUGAGCACGGCCCGAUGCAGCAAGGACGACUCGGUGAGGCGGUUCCGCAUCAUGGCCGAGAUCGUGUCGACCGAGCGUACGUACGUCAAAGGGCUGAGCGAGCUGGUCGACGUGUAUGUGCGGCCUGCCAUGGCGCCCGCCGACGGCAACAGCGGCGUUCCGGUCAUUCCUCCGAUGGAGCACCGCGCCGUGUUUGGCAACGUCGAGGCGCUCUUGCAGUUUCACCGCACUGUUUUCUUGCCUUCUCUCCUGGCGGUGACCAAUCCGAUUCUUGCACACGAUCAGGAGGCAGCAGGCGAUCUGUCGCCGGACGAGACGGCCGCGGUUGCCGAGAAGGUGGCUGCGGUGUUCUCGACGCACGCAGCGUUCUUCAAGAUGUACACGAGCUACAUCAACAACUGCGACUCGGCACAGGCGCGCAUCAGCGCAUGGAUGGCGCCGUCGUCGGCCGGCAACGGCGGUGGUUUGUCGCUGCGCGGGGCGCCCGGAUACAGCGCAUUGCAAGCGUUUGGAGCGCUUUCGGCACAGCAGGGUGCAGCAGCGGCCAUGUUUGCCAACGGCACCGGCAGCGGGCAAGCGGGCGGCGCAAGCGCGGGCUCGAGCAUCCUGGGCAGCGACUCGGCCCUGACACCUUCGCAGCGCAAGAAGAUCAGGACGUUCAUGAAGCGAUGCCGCACGCACCCGAGGCACACGCAAAUCAACGUGGAGAGCUAUCUGCUGCUGCCUGUGCAGCGCAUUCCACGAUACCGCUUGCUGCUCGAGGACCUGGUCAAGAGCACCGACACGGCGCGACUCGCGGACGGCGAUGCGCUCGCUACGGCGCUGGAGCACGUAACGCAGAUCGCGUCCAAGGUCAAUGAGAGCAAGCGCCAGUCGGAGCAGGAUCGACGGCUGCUGGCGUGGCAGUAUCGCAUCCGCGGACCGAUCGAAGGCCCGCUGGUGCAGCCUCAUCGUCGACUGCUCAAGGAUGGUACUCUGCAGCUCAAGCGUACGGUGCGCCGCAUCCCGGGCUUUGUGCGCUCGAGCCGGAGCGCGUCGGUGAGCGGUGCGCGUCCAGCCGACGGCGGCCCAGUCUCGACCCGCGGCUCGGAGCAGGUGCUGUCGGCAGACCAUCUGCAGCAGACCACCGAGGACCAGAGCAUGGCGCUGAUCCUGUGCAGCGACGUGGCGGUGCUGUGCGUGGACCAGUCGCAGGGCCGAGAUGUGCAAGCGCCGGUGCUGCUGCGGUCGGUGCUCAAGCUCACGCGGCCGGUCGAGAUCCUGGGCGGCGUGAAUCUGCGUCUGGUGGACCGCUCCGAGAUCCUGUAUCUGGCUGCUGGCUCGCCCGACCAAGCCGUGGCGUGGAAGACGGCGUUCGACCUUCAUUUCUACCAGUGA